UACAAAAAUAUCAGUUACAACAGGUACAAAUUAUAUUAAAACGUCAAAGCUAAUCAACGACAAAGUUCACAACACGUGAUGCGCUAGAGGGCAGCAAAGAGCUCUUUAGCCGGGGCUGCCUCUUCCCCACAACCCGAGCUGGGGUCCAAGUCCCCGCCCCUCUUCUCCCACACCCUAUCCCAUCCCUUGAGAGAAACCCAGAAAGGCGGGGCUAACCUCCACAACAACACCUGAGUGACGCUUGGCCGUGUUUUGAGAAAACGAAGUGUCAGAGAAGCGGGCGAACUAGUGGGCGGAUACCGCGAUGCAGCAGGUGGCGCGGCGCCGUGGGACGCGGGUCCCUUUUUUGGAAGGCUUUGCGCGCUAGAGCGCCCUCGGUGAGCGAGCUCGGACGGCUGGCCCGGAAAAGUGACUUUAUACUUAGCUGAGAGCAAUUCCUGUUACUCCCAUGCCGUCGACGGCUCCCGAGCGGGGGCAGCCGGGCGCUAACUCGAGUUCCGGCCGGCCGGCUCCGAGUGAAGAAGAGCCGCGUCGCCCGUCGUCGGAGGAGGAGCUGAAGCCCCUUUCCCCUCUCCUCCGCCACCUCGGCUCCUACGUGGCUCGGGCGCUGCUGUGCCUCGCUCCGGUAUACCUGGCUGGCUACGUGGGGCUCAGUUCGAGCUGGGUGCUGAUAGGCUUGCUACUGUGGAUGUGGUGGCGGAGGAACCGGCGAGAGAAGCGGUCUCGUCUGCUGGCAGCCUUCGGGCUCGUCGAGGAUGAGAAGCAAGCCAUCAGUCAGGGCAUCGCCUUACAGCAGCUGCCUGCCUGGGUUCACUUCCCUGAUGUUGAACGGGUAGAGUGGCUGAACAAGGUUCUUGAACAGGCCUGGCCAUACUUUGGGGCAGUUAUGGAAAAAACGUUUAAGGAAGUCCUUGAACCAAAAAUCAGAGCAAAGCAUGUGCAUUUGAAAACAUGUACGUUCACUAAAGUCCACUUUGGAGAUAAGUGCCCUAAAAUCAAAGGAGUAAAGGCCUAUACCAAAGAAGUUGAUAGAAGACAAGUGAUCCUGGACUUGCAAAUAUGUUAUAUAGGUGACUGUGAAAUCCACAUGGAAUUGUCCAAGUUCAAAAUAGGGGUGAAAGGAAUCCAGCUGUACGGAACAUUACGAGUAAUACUAGAGCCCCUACUGACACAUGCACCUUUCAUUGGUGCUGUAACCAUGUUUUUCAUCCAGAAACCUCACUUGGAAGUCAGUUGGGCAGGACUGACCAACCUGUUAGAUGUUCCAGGCAUUAGUGUCUUGUCAGAUUCCUUAAUUCAAGAUCUCAUAGCUGCACGGUUGGUGUUGCCAAACAGACUCACUAUCCCACUGAAAAAGGACAUUAACAUUGCUAACUUGAAGUUCCCUAUCCCAUACGGAGUAAUAAGAGUGUACCUACUAGAAGCUGAAAAUCUUGUCCAAAAGGACAAUUUCCUUGGGGCAAUCAGGGGAAAGUCGGACCCUUACGCUCUUCUUCGGGUUGGCCUGGUGCAGUUCCGAAGCAAGACAAUACAAAGAAACUUGAAUCCCAUCUGGAAUGAAAUGUUUGAGUUUGUUGUUCAUGAGGUACCUGGUCAGGAUCUAGAAGUAGACCUGUAUGAUGAAGACCCAGAUAAAGAUGACUUUCUGGGCAGCCUGCUUAUAAACCUUGAGGAUGUGAUGAAAGACAGAGUUGUUGAUGAGUGGUUUCCCUUAAGCAAGAUUGAAAGUGGCCAUGUGCAUUUAAAGCUUGAGUGGUUUUCUUUGGUCACCAAUCAAGAUAAACUUUGUGAGGACAAGAAUGGCUUUGCCACAGCAAUUCUCAUUGUGUAUUUGGACAGUGCUUUCAAUCUUCCUAAAAAUCAGUUUGAAUAUUACAAUGGUGAAUAUGGAGCAAAGAAGUAUAGAAAAGAUGGAUACCUCAAGAAGAUGGAACGUGACCCUUCCUCCUUUGUCCUGCUCACAGUGGGCAACAAAACGCAUAAAAGCAAGACAUGUAACUUCAAGAAAGAUCCUGUCUGGGGUCAGGCAUUCACAUUCUUUGUCCACAGUGCUCCAUCCCAGUCUCUUCAUCUGGAGAUCAAAGAUAAGGAUCGGGAGAAUGCCCUAGGGACUUUUGUGUUAUCUCUGGCCCACUUACUAAAAAAUUCUGAUAUGACACUUGAACAAAACUUUCAACUGGAUCAUUCUGGUGCGGACAGCUAUAUUAAGCUGAAAGUUGUGUUGAGAGCAUUGGACGUAGAGAAGCCUGAUCCAGAAAGUACUUAUACGGGGGUUAAUGCCUUAAAGCAAGUUCCUAUUCCUGCUACAGAACAGGAUGAAACCCAAGGCAAGACACAAUUGUCAUCUCCCCCACCACCACCACCUCCCCCACCACUUCCACCAAAAGUAGAAGUGUCCAAAUCACCCCAAAGGAGGAGCAAAGACUCAGGCAUACCUGAAUCCACAGGUGAUAGAAAGGAGAGCAAUGCUAAUCUUAAUGUAAAUGAGAAAUGGACAGGGCCUAUUGUGGUAGAGGCAGUUGCUAGAAUUAAUGAGCAAGGAGGCACAAGUGGCCUGGACCCCAAAUCCUUGACACCGCCACGCAUCAUCCCAUCAGGCCCUACGUUGCCAGCCCUGCAGAGGCUCCAGUUUGCCCCCAGCAUUGCGUCUCUGGGCUCCCUGUCUGCUUCAAACUUGGAUGUAACUGGCAGCAAUCUGCAUCUCAAUAAUGGGAUACUUCUUGCUGGAAUGCCCACGGGAGAGAUUCACCUGACUGUGCGCUAUGCUUCCCUUAGGCAGUCUCUUAUUGUGCUGGUUAAUGCAUGCAGGAAUUUAAUGCCCUGUUCUUGGCAAGGUGCACAUCCAUAUGUCCGCAUCUACUUGCUCCCAGACAAAAGAUGGGUAACCCGAAAACGCACUACUGUCAAGAAAAGAACUCUGAAUCCUCACUAUGAAGAAAAGUUUGAAUUUUUUGACACUUUGGAAGACGUUAAGAAACGAGCCCUAGAUGUUGCAGUGAAGAACAGAAGACCAUUUAUGUCACAUGAAAGGAAGGAACUUGGAAAGGUGCUGAUUGAUUUGUCAAACGAAGACUUAGUCAAGGGCUUCUCCCAAUGGUAUCAGUUGACAAUAGAUGGACAACCCCAGAGCUGAUAUUUGCUACUUGAUGAACAGAUGGAUCAACUGUACAUAUGUAUAUUUUGGACUUUUGAAGGCUGCUAUAAAAUAGCUUUGUAAUUUUUAUAUUUCAAUCACAUUGUUUAAAUUAAUACAGUGAUAUAGAAUAUUUAACUUUUUUUCAAGGUAUGCUGUUUUGGCAGUAAUUCCUAAUUAACUUAUAAUGGCAAUACAUAUGACAACAUGAUACACACUUAAAACCAACAUUUGUAUUUAUUAUAGUUGUAUGCCUGUGGUAUGCAUUUGGGGCUUCAGUGAUUGCUCCCAAGUUCUAAUUUUAAUACCAUGCUAGCACACUGUUCUACUCUACAGCACUUAAGUGGAGGCAGCCCACCUUCUUUAAAAAUUAAAAGCAGGUGCUACUCCAAGACCAUUAUGUCUUAGAUAUAUUGGUUGUGACACAGAGACCUCAAGAACUUUCUGUAAUAGCUGAGUGGCUAUACAAAAUAUUAUCAUACCAAAAAGAUGUAUAUACUGUUUGGUAAGAUUACACCACUACUUGCCUGGGACCCAACACCCUCUUCCUGAGAUCUGAGCAAAGAACCCAUGUGGGUGAAGUUGGCAUUGUCACUUCAGCAGCAUUGUUUUUAGCCAGUGCAGGGAUGACUGGAAAACUCUGCAUCUGCAGACAUCUGGUUCACAGCCAAAGUGCACUCCGAACCCCACAUCUUAUGCUAAUUUAUUAUGCCAAAGGCACAUAUGUUUUCUGAAGCUUUAUUUUAAAGUAUAGUUAUGAUACUGAUUUUAAUGAAUAAACAAAUGUAAAAAUUG
Molecule: messenger RNA, 3928 nt
Organism: Rhineura floridana
Lineage: Eukaryota; Metazoa; Chordata; Lepidosauria; Squamata; Rhineuridae
Gene: ESYT3
Product: extended synaptotagmin 3
Exons: 23
Coding region: 449-3133 (894 amino acids)
Biological process (GO): lipid transport
Molecular function (GO): lipid binding
Source: RefSeq, a predicted model, not a curated record